Messenger RNA from Copidosoma floridanum, 958 nucleotides. RefSeq names its product NF-kappa-B-activating protein. Gene Ontology annotation, biological process: regulation of gene expression. The record is from RefSeq and is a predicted model, not a curated record. Gene Ontology annotation, cellular component: nucleus. Lineage: Eukaryota; Metazoa; Arthropoda; Insecta; Hymenoptera; Encyrtidae. Gene Ontology annotation, molecular function: chromatin binding.
UUCGGAGAUCCGAGGUUAUGUUUUUUAUUUGAAAACAUUAUAAAUACUUCUAUGUUUGAAAAUUGUCAAAAAACGGCUUUAUUUGUGUACCAAGAAUCAUGGACAGGAGAAAAGAUAGAGAAAGAAUUGGAUUAGUGGGCGUCGAAAGAGUUUGGGGAAGGUCUCCUACCAGAAUCGAGGAUACUGAUGAAGAGGAGGAGAAAAAUAAAAAAUUAAAAAAGCAGAAAGAUGACGACAUUCUCAAUGAUAGAAAACGAAAGAAGAAGGAGAAAAAGAAGAAGAGCAAAAAAUUGAAAAAGGAGAAGAAAAAAAGGAAAGAGAAAAAAAAGAGAAAGAAGAAGAAAAAGGUCUCGAGCAGUAGUUCGGACAGCAGCAGUUCAGAUUCGGAAGAAGAAUGGGUUGAAAAGAGCUCUGUUACUGUCAAACCAAAAACAAAGGACUCCAACUCAGAGGCAAGCGAAGAUGAGGGUAUCGUGGGUCCAGCUCAAAAGCAGCAUGUCACAUUGUCUGCCAAAGAUUUUGGAAAAGCUUUGUUACCUGGUGAAGGUGCAGCUAUGGCUGCUUACGUAGCUGAGGGUAAACGUAUCCCGAGGAGAGGUGAAAUAGGUCUGACCUCAGACGAAAUUGCAUCCUAUGAAUCAGUGGGUUAUGUAAUGAGCGGUAGCAGACAUCGUCGCAUGGAGGCCGUCCGUAUACGUAAGGAGAACCAGAUUUACUCGGCUGAUGAAAAGAGAGCUCUUGCUAUGUUUAGUAAGGAGGAAAGACAGAAGAGAGAAAAUUUAAUUCUUGGACAGUUCAGGGAGAUGAUCAAUCAUAAGCUGUCUCAAGAGCAAAACAAAUAAUGAACGAUUCAAAUAUUUGAAGGAAAUAGAAUUGCAGUGAUGAAGAUUUGUCAUAUUGACAGAGUGACUGUAGUCUCAUCAUAUAGGUGGUGUACAUAAAUCAAAUGAGACAACUG